AUGAUAAUAACGGCAAAAGUAGUAGCCAUUUGUUUGGGCAUAUCCCUUACUGCCUUCACGGUGUCCACAAUUGUGUUGGCUGUUCAGAAGGCGAAUCUGCAGGCUGAGCUAGACGAUGUACGCGAUAUAUUGGAUCAGUUGGAAAACGCUACUACCGCUACGCCUGGUACGACCACUGUAACUGCCGGCACUACCACCACUAUUGCGACCACUGCUACAGCGCCAACAGUUGCCACAACCACAGCAACUACAGCGCCAACAGUUGCCACAUCCACAACAACCACUGCGCUGCCGGAGACUACAACACCAACACCAGAAGUUGUGAGUUACCGGCUUCCCGACAGCAUUUACCCAAUCAGCUAUGAUCUUUAUCUACAUCCUGAAAUUGAUACGGGUAACUUUACUGCGGAUGGUAGCAAGAAAGUUAUUGCCACCUCUAAGUUUGAGCCAACUUAUGCGCGUCAGGCUUUCCCCUGUUUCGAUGAGCCAGCCAUGAAAGCAACUUUCUUAAUCACUUUAGUGUAUCCCAAGGAAGGUGAUUACCAUGCGCUCUCCAAUAUGGAUAUUUCGCGUGAAGCCGAUCAGGGUAACUACGUGGAGGUCUUCUUUAACCAGAGCGUGCCGAUGAGCACUUACUUGGCCUGCUUCAUUGUUUCGGACUUUGCAAACAAAUCGACAACCAUCAAUACAAAUGGCAUUGGCGAAAACUUUACUCUGCGCGCCUUUGCGACUCCUGAACAACUUGAUAAGGUUGAUUUUGCGCUGGAAGUUGGCCAAACGGUUAUUGAAUACUACAUUCAGUACUUCCAAGUGGAAUAUCCAUUGCCAAAGUUGGACAUGGCUGCCAUACCAGACUUCGUCUCUGGUGCUAUGGAACAUUGGGGUUUGGUCACUUAUCGUGAAACCACAUUGCUUUAUGACGAAAACGUCAGCUCAACGGCAAAUCGGCAAAAUAUUGCGAGUGUUAUCGCUCAUGAAUUUGCGCAUAUGUGGUUCGGGAAUUUAGUCACGAUGGCUUGGUGGAACGAUUUAUGGCUUAAUGAGGGUUUUGCGAGCUACAUUGAAUACAUAGGCGUUGAGGCGAAGUUUCCUGAAUGGAAAAUGCGCGACCAAUUUAUCACCGGUACUCUGCAUACCGUCCUCUCUUUGGAUGCCACACUCGGUUCCCAUCCGAUUAUACAAACUGUAGCGAAUCCCGAUCAAAUUACUGAAAUAUUUGAUACCAUCACCUACUCGAAGGGUUCAUCCAUAAUCCGGAUGUUGGAAGAUUUUAUUGGCGCUGAAAACUUUCAAAAGGCUGUUACGAAUUACUUGAAUGAGUACAAAUAUAGUAAUGCUGUGACGGAUAACUUUUUAACAGAAAUCGACAAAUUAAAUUUGGGCAUUGAUGUAAAAUCGAUUAUGAAUACUUGGACGGAACAAAUGGGUUUACCAGUAGUCGAGGUAGAAGAAUUAAGCGAUACAAGAUUUAGACUUACACAAAGACGUUUCUUCUCCAAUCCGGAUGAUUACGAAAGCAUCUACGAUGAUUCACCGUUUAAUUAUACUUGGUCAAUACCGAUUACUUACAAGACAAAUGCAACGGUUGAUGAGACGAGAGCUUGGUUCUACUAUAAUCAAACCGAAUUAAUUAUUGAAUUGACAACUGCACCUGAAUGGAUUAAAUUCAAUUACGAUCAGAUUGGCUACUAUCGUGUUAACUAUCCUGAAACUUUGUGGCUAAAGUUAGCGAAUCAACUUAUAACGGAACCUACUAAAUUUUCAGUUGGUGAUCGCGCUGGUCUCUUAAAUGAUGCCUUCUCGCUAGCCGAUGCCACGCAGCUCUCUUACGACACAGCCUUCGACAUGACGGAAUAUUUGGCAAAGGAAACCGAAUAUGUGCCCUGGAGUGUGGCGGCAUCGAAGCUCACCUCACUCAAACGUUCGCUUAUGUUCACCGAAGUUUAUGGCAAUUACAACCAGUAUUCACGCAAUUUAAUAAAGCCAAUCUAUGAACAAGUUACGUGGACAGUAGGUGCUGAUCAUUUACAAAACCUCUUGCGUGUUACUAUCUUAUCGGCUGCUUGCUCCCUCGGUGUGGAGGAAUGCCUAACAGAAGCAGCAACACGCUUUAAUGCAUGGCUUGGUACUCCAGAUGUGCGCCCACAUCCAGACAUUCGUCAAACAGUCUACUACUAUGGGGCAUACGCCGCUAAUGAGCAGUCUUGGAACAAGAUGUGGGAACUCUUCGUGAACGAGUCUGAUGCCAGUGAGAAAUCGAAAUUAAUGUACGGCCUGUCGGCCGUGCAAGUGCCAUGGAUUUUGAGCAACUAUAUCAAUCUCGCCUGGGAUGAAAAUAAUGUGCGCAGUCAAGAUUAUUUCACUUGUUUGCAAUAUAUCGCCGCCAACCCGGUUGGUGAACCAAUCGUCUGGGAUUAUGUGCGCGAACAUUGGCCCGAUUUAGUGGACCGUUUCGGUUUGAAUGAACGUUACUUGGGUAAUAUGAUUCCUUCAAUUACGUCGCGCUUCGACAAACAAACCAAGUUGGAAGAAAUGGAGCAAUUCUUUGCUAAAUAUCCGGAGGCCGGCGCUGGUGCAGCGGCACGUGUGCGCGCUUUGGAGACAGUGAAGAAUAACAUAGCUUGGUUGGCAAACAAUAAGGAAAACGUUGGAGCGUGGCUGACUGAGCAUUCCACGUCAUAG
Rhagoletis zephyria (snowberry fruit fly) is the source of this 2682-nucleotide messenger RNA. RefSeq names its product glutamyl aminopeptidase-like. Lineage: Eukaryota; Metazoa; Arthropoda; Insecta; Diptera; Tephritidae. The record is from RefSeq and is a predicted model, not a curated record. Gene Ontology annotation, biological process: peptide catabolic process; proteolysis. Gene Ontology annotation, cellular component: membrane; cytoplasm. Gene Ontology annotation, molecular function: peptide binding; zinc ion binding; metalloaminopeptidase activity.